Messenger RNA from Darwinula stevensoni, 1645 nucleotides. Lineage: Eukaryota; Metazoa; Arthropoda; Ostracoda; Podocopida; Darwinulidae. The record is from the annotation of a GenBank genome assembly.
UUUCCAUGUUACAGCUCUUCAAAGAGUCAAGCAAGAAGAAUAAACAACUCCAAAGUAGCACAUGCUACCUACUCUGUGAUGAACAGACCAUUCAUUUGAAGUGUAACACCUUGCAGCUGAGAAGCCAUGAGUGAGCUAUUCCUCCUGAAAUGGAAUAACCACCAUCCGAACCUGGUGGACGUCUUCGACCAGCUGCUCAAGCGGGGGGCGUUCAUCGAUGUCACGUUGUCCUGCAGUGGACGCAACUUCCAGGCCCAUCGGGUCGUCCUCUCGGCAUGCUCCACUUACUUCCAGGAGCUCCUAAUGAACACCCCGUGCAAACAUCCUGUGAUAUUCCUGCGCGACGUGAGUUGCGUCGAGAUGGAAUCUCUGUUGACGUUCAUGUACAAAGGUGAAGUGAACAUUGCUCAGGAGAACCUGUCCUCGCUGCUACGGCUCGCCCAGGCCCUGCAGAUCAAGGGCCUCACUGAUGUAGGAGAUUCUUCACCUCGGAACCAUCCUUCCAGUCCCCGAGAAGAUUCCUUCGAGGGAUAUCCAUCUCUGCAAGACCCAGCUCGAUUCAUGGGGAAUUACAAUGAUGUUAAUGAAGUUCCCCGCAUGUUGAAUGACUCUGGUAUCAUGGUGAAUCCAUCACCUUUUCCAAAGCCCGGGCGACGAAGCCGCAAGCGACACAUGCCAAGGUUCUCAGUGAAGGAGUAUCUGAGUGCUGCUGUUUCAUCUGAGCCUGUCUUCGAAGUGACACCCACUAAUGAGGCUCAACCAGAUGAGAAGAAGAUCUUAGUGGAGGAGGAUGGAAACAAACCUGAGGAUGACAGUGGCCUGGAACCAGAUCAUGAAGGAGACAAAGAUCUUGAUGCUGCUGGCAAUGCUUUGACUGAUGGUGUGAAAUCAGAGGGUUCAGGAGAGGAGAAGGAUAUGGACAUGGAUGCUGGUGGAGGAACAGAUGAGGGCAGGAUGAGUGAAACUACCGGUGGAGACAACGAAGAUGAGUCUUCCAAUCCAGGCACCAACGAGGAAGAGACCAAUGACGGAGAUGUUCCCGGCUACCCGCUGAGUUUGGCUGGGUCAGUGACGAACUCCCCGGCCCCAUUCAGAUGCCCCCUGUGUCCAUCGGUCCUCAGCAGCUCCUCGUCCUACGGACGGCACCUGAAGAAGCACGGGGCCCAGGCCGGAUGCGUCCCACUCUACCGCUGCGAUGCCUGCAACUACUACUGCUACCGGAAGGAUAACUUUGAGAAACACUUUGCUUCUCAGAAACACCAGAAACUGGCUUCCAAGACACUUCCCUAAGUAACCACAUAUGAGGUCUUCCCCAAAAGAAUGUUCGAGCAAAGAAUUCUAUUUAUUGUCUAUUUUUCUAUGAUCUAUUUUGUAGAUACCAAGGAUCUGUUGAGGGCAGCUUUAACUAAACUGAGAUUUGUUGAAAAGGAGAAAUGACAGAAUAAUUUAUUGCUUUAUUCCAUGUAGAGUGAAAAAAAAAAUCGCUAUCCUAUUUAUCAGCGGUGAUAAGCAUGCAUUAUAGAUUCCAGUCUGAUGACUCAGCUUCAAUCAUUCCAAGAUCAUUGUGGCUUUGUUUUCUCUCCCCCACCCCCCUCCCCCAAAUCAUUUAUCAUUGCUUCAAGUGGGGACCAUCUCUGCACAAACU